CAUUUCUUUAAAUCUUCUGCUGUUUGCUGUUCUUUUCCUCUUUUUUUUUCGUUUUUUAAUUGAAAAAAGUGGAUUCUUGAUCAUGACUAAUACCACUACUCAUCUUCGGGAGUCAUCGAUACCACCCCAUCAAAGAUCAGAAUCAAUCCGUACUACCACCUCCAGCCGCAGUAAAAGAUCAACCUAUACUCUGCACGAUAUCCUCGGCAAUCCCAAGCUUCUCCGCGCCUUUGAAAAAUUCCUUCGCACAACAUGGUCCCAAGAAAAUUUAUUCUUCAUUGAAUCCAUGACCCAACUACGACAUGAACAUGACCCCAAAGUACUCGAAAGCAGUCUUCAUAGAAUUUUUAAAACCUUUCUGGUCAAAGGUGCACCUUACGAAUUGAAUGUAACGACGCAAGAAGAUGUCAAGAAUCGUAUCCAAAGCCUGCAAUGGGCUAUUGUCACUCGAACGGAGGCUGUCAACACAUUGAGAGAGACGGAGAUUCAAGUUUUGGAUAUGCUGAAAUUGAAGCUGGAUGAAUUUGUCAAGCUCCAAUUGCCGAUAGGACCUGUCAAUAACCCGCAACCUCGAAAGGAACAACUUCGCGUUGUCAUCAUUGGUGGCGGCUUUUGCGGUUUUACGGUUGCUUCGAUCCUCGACGCCAUGCCGUUAUUCCAUGUCACGCUUAUUGACACAAAAGAAUCGUUUGAAUAUACCCCCGGGGCCGUAAAAAAACUGGUCAAUCCUCAUCAGUCCACCUCUUUGCGUGUACGUCACGAUGCUUAUGUCCGAAAUGGACGAGUCAUCAUUGGUUAUGCUGACGAUAUUGGUCACGAUGGAACUUCCGUUGUGGUCAAUGAAGAAGAGAUUUUCUUUGACUAUAUGGUUAUGGCAUCGGGUAGCUCGUACGCUUCGUCUCUCAAGUCGACCGAUGUUUCCACCAUUUACCGUCUCAAUGGAUUGGAGCAAAUCUACGAAGAAUUGAUCCGUGCUCAGAAAGUACUCAUUAUUGGAGGUGGAUUGGUGGGUUGCGAACUGGCUUCGGAAAUCGCCCAACGAACAUUCCCUGGUGCUUAUCCAAAAAAGCACAUUACUCUUCUCGAUUCCAACUCAAGUAUUGUUGGACGAAGCAAUGAGGUUCAACAAGAAAGAGCCAUGCACUAUCUUCUCGAUCUUGGCGUGGAAGUCGUGUGCAACGAACGCAUCAUUGAUUUCGACACCGCCGAAAACAAUGUGUAUGUCAGUACGAGCGGGCGCGUUUAUCGUGACUACGAUAAAGUCUUCAUGGCAACCGGUACGCGGCCCAACAGCCAGCUUUUCUUGAACUCCACCAACGAAGCACCGCUGGACGGUUGUCUCGAUGCCUGGGGAAGAAUCCGGGUGAAGCCUACACUUCAGAUUGACCAUUACAAAUAUCAGCACAUUUUUGCCGGUGGCGAUGUGACCAAUGUGAUUGAAGAAAAAACCGGUUAUGCUGCCACCAUUGCCGGCGUGUGUAUUGCUCGCAACAUCUGUCGCAUGGUCAAAGGCAAAGCACCGCUCCAGCAAGGCAAAGGCGGCACGCUUCCUGCGCCGGAUAAACCAUUGCAUGGUAUCCUGUCGAAUGGUGGUAUUGGCAAAGAAAAACUGAGCGGACUGAAAAAGCGGUUCUCGUUCCUGAACCCGGCCUGGGCGGCAUUGAAGUAUUUUGACGAACAGCAAUUUAUGCGCAUCGUGCAAGGUGAAGCGCCCAUCUCUGCACAUGUCCUGGGUCGCUUACCGCGUCGGUUAAACGUCCGUCCUACGGAAUCUCCUCUUUCCGUGGAACGCAAGGCGGUACAAAUCUCGGGAUCACGAUCCAAGAUAUCUCACCAUCAUAGUUCUUCGUCGUCAAGCGAUCUCGAAAGCCACCAUGAAAACUGCCCCUGCAAAGAAAUGCCCGGUCUGGAAGACAACGGGAGUGACAGCAACUCUUCGUUGGAAGGCUUCCUCAUGGACCAUUUGACAUUGAACGACGAACGUUACCAAUUCUAUGAACAUAACCAGAUCCACUUUGAUACCGAAAAACCCCGUCAUUCCGAAAAGACACGUCGACGACGACGAAGCACGGUUUCCACUCCUUCUGGAGUCUGUGGCAAUACAUCCUCCCGAUGCAACCUGCAACCAUCCAUGUCAUCUUCCGCUAUUCACACUAGAGGUUAAAUUAUAUUCCCCCUUCCAUCCCUUUCUGUAUACUCGUAUAUCUACUUUUAUACUGACCUCUUACACUGGUCCUUCUUUUUUAUUUUCUUUGUUUUCAUGUUUUUCUCUUCUUAGAUAAUGUAUAAUAUAGACUUGUAUGUUUUUCUCUUUCAUUGCACAUUUGUUGAAAAGUUGAUAUAUUUUUUAUACGUUCUUUAUCCCAUUCCAAUUUACCAUAAAAUAGAAUCCCCCCUCCCCAAUAGAUAUCCUUAUGAAAAAAAAAAAAAAGGUUGCAAUAAAAAAAAACAUGGCGCAUACACUUUGAAAUCCCCAAUUUCGUUCUUCAUUGGU
This is a messenger RNA of Radiomyces spectabilis, 2494 nucleotides long. RefSeq lists its product as uncharacterized. Bases 83 to 2164 code for a protein of 693 amino acids. The record is from RefSeq and is a predicted model, not a curated record. Lineage: Eukaryota; Fungi; Mucoromycota; Mucoromycetes; Mucorales; Radiomycetaceae. Gene Ontology annotation, cellular component: cytoplasm. Gene Ontology annotation, molecular function: flavin adenine dinucleotide binding; electron-transferring-flavoprotein dehydrogenase activity. The transcript is spliced from 9 exons.